Chelonus insularis is the source of this 935-nucleotide messenger RNA. RefSeq lists its product as uncharacterized. The coding region runs from base 223 to 576 and encodes 117 amino acids. NCBI's taxonomy places the organism in Eukaryota, Metazoa, Arthropoda, Insecta, Hymenoptera, Braconidae. The record is from RefSeq and is a predicted model, not a curated record. The transcript is spliced from 4 exons.
UAAACGAUCAACCUUUGACAUCUUUUAUCUUGUUGAGAAAAAAGAAAACAAGUAGUGAAUUAUGCUUUGAGCUUAAUGCAGGAAGAGCAAUUGAUUUUUUUCUAUGAAAACUAACGGAAAAAUACAUUAUUAUUGAUAAAUAAAUAAUUUGAAUUUUACUAGAGGGGAUAUAUUAACAUAAUUUUAGCAAAAAUGGAUUAUUGUAACUAAUGUUCAAUUAUUAUGGCCGAAUAUUCAGACGACGCAAAGAUUGUAGACGAAAUGUGGAUCAAUGAUUAUGAGUCAUUCAGCACUGGAAUCAAAAGAAAUGCAAAUUUUACUAAGAUUUACUCAAUAGGUCGACAUACGUUAAUUGGUCAUUGGUACCGCAAUGAGGCUGAAGUUCAACGUCAUUAUUCAGCUACAUGGCUUUUACUACCGAUCGGAUCGAUAUUUAUAACAGCUGUAGUAGUUUUACUUAUGGUAUUGUUCAACCGAUGUUCUCAAAUAAUAACAGCUGUAGUCACAGGAAUUCUGGGAUCAAUUAUAUUAUUUAUAAUAUUUAUCCUAGUGGAUGAGAAGACUAUUUAUGCAUAGUUAUUUUCCACAUUUUAUUAUUAUUAAAAAACUUAUAUUUAUGUUAACAAUGAUAGUCAUUAUUUUCAUCAAUGGUCAAAUGGUAUAUUUAAAUAAGAAACUUGAUAUAAAUUAUUUAUAACUAAUUGCAGUUUUUUUUUUUUUUUUACAAGAAUAGUCAUGUUUAAUCCAAGUAAACAACAACAAUCACAUUUAUUCAAUUAUUGUUAAUUAAACUUACUGUUGCUGAUGUUGGAUUGAACUUUGUAUUGAACCAUAUUAUUAGAGACUCGUACAACUGUAUCAACAUAUAAGUCUAAUCUUUUCUUCAAUCGAUCAUAGCUCUGUAAAGUAAGAAUAAAUUUUAUUAAUUACAUGUA